UUUUACUUGCAGAAAUCUUGUUUCAACAGUGAAUUGGAUGUGUAAGUUGGAUCUCGAAGCAAUUGCACUCCAAUCUCGUAGCGCAGUGUACAAACCCAAGGCAAGUUUCAUCUGCUCAUUCAUUGUGAAUCUCAUUCAAAUACCAUCUGUGUUAUGUAUGCAAGUCUGUGUGUUGCAUGCGCGUGCUUACUUUUUCCUUUGCAUUGAUAAAUAUGCUUGCUUUAGUGGCACUGAUCGAUGUUUGUGAUGCAAAAUUCUUUGCAGCAUUUCCCUUUUCUCAUUAUGAAGAUCAGAAAACCAAAAGCAACUGCACUUAUCUAUUCUUCUGGGAAGAUGAUUUGUACUGGAGGCAAUGAGAAACAGUCUAAAUUGGCUGCAAGGAAGUAUACCCGUAUCAUACAAAAGUGUGGUUUUCCCGUCAAAUUUAAGGAUUUCAAGAUUCACGGCCCUCGUAAUGUCAACUUCCGCAGAUGGUUGAAGGGUCUUAUUGCAGAUUCCCAUGGUGCUUCAUCUAGUGUAAACUUGGUUGACGAAGUUUCCCAAAGUAUUCAGCAACUCACUAUUUAAUUUUGCUUGCAAGUCAGGCCCUGUAAAGCCUGUAUCUGAUACCUACAAAUGCAUAAACAUAUUCAAUGUACUCGAUGACAGGAGAGAAAAUUAACAAUUUUUAUCUUCAAGAUCUUUUAAAUAAGUGUUAAUAAGAUACGUUUGAAAUUGAUUCACCUAAUUCCUAUUUGUGAGCAAG
Molecule: messenger RNA, 745 nt
Organism: Medicago truncatula (barrel medic)
Lineage: Eukaryota; Viridiplantae; Streptophyta; Magnoliopsida; Fabales; Fabaceae
Product: TATA-box-binding protein 1
Exons: 4
Coding region: 238-567 (109 amino acids)
Biological process (GO): DNA-templated transcription initiation
Molecular function (GO): DNA binding
Source: RefSeq, a predicted model, not a curated record